Molecule: messenger RNA, 1758 nt
Organism: Protobothrops mucrosquamatus (brown spotted pit viper)
Lineage: Eukaryota; Metazoa; Chordata; Lepidosauria; Squamata; Viperidae
Gene: ARIH1
Product: ariadne RBR E3 ubiquitin protein ligase 1
Exons: 13
Coding region: 60-1298 (412 amino acids)
Biological process (GO): positive regulation of proteasomal ubiquitin-dependent protein catabolic process; ubiquitin-dependent protein catabolic process; protein polyubiquitination
Cellular component (GO): cytoplasm; nucleus; ubiquitin ligase complex
Molecular function (GO): ubiquitin conjugating enzyme binding; ubiquitin protein ligase activity; zinc ion binding
Source: RefSeq, a predicted model, not a curated record
ACCCGGCCACCAUCACCAGGAUACUCCUCAGUCAUUUCAACUGGGAUAAAGAAAAACUGAUGGAGAGGUACUUUGACGGCAACCUGGAGAAGCUGUUUGCAGAAUGUCAUGUCAUUAAUCCUAGUAAAAAGUCUCGAACACGUCAGAUGAACACCAGAUCAUCUGCACAGGAUAUGCCAUGUCAGAUCUGCUAUCUCAACUAUCCGAAUUCGUAUUUCACUGGCUUGGAGUGUGGACACAAGUUUUGCAUGCAGUGCUGGAGUGAAUAUUUAACUACCAAAAUAAUGGAGGAGGGCAUGGGACAGACAAUCUCCUGCCCGGCUCACGGCUGUGAUAUCUUGGUUGAUGACAAUACAGUUAUGCGCCUGAUCACAGAUUCAAAAGUUAAAUUAAAGUACCAGCAUUUAAUAACUAAUAGUUUUGUAGAGUGCAAUCGACUGUUAAAAUGGUGUCCUGCUCCAGAUUGCCACCAUGUUGUUAAAGUACAGUAUCCUGAUGCCAAGCCUGUUCGCUGUAAAUGUGGCCGUCAGUUUUGUUUUAACUGUGGCGAGAACUGGCAUGAUCCUGUUAAAUGCAAGUGGUUGAAAAAAUGGAUUAAGAAAUGUGAUGAUGACAGUGAAACUUCGAAUUGGAUUGCAGCAAACACAAAGGAGUGUCCCAAAUGCCAUGUGACCAUAGAAAAAGAUGGCGGCUGCAACCACAUGGUCUGUCGGAACCAGAAUUGUAAAGCAGAGUUUUGCUGGGUGUGUCUCGGCCCAUGGGAGCCGCAUGGAUCUGCCUGGUACAACUGCAACCGCUACAACGAGGAUGAUGCCAAGGCAGCAAGGGAUGCCCAGGAGCGCUCGAGAGCCGCCUUGCAGCGAUACCUCUUCUACUGCAACCGUUACAUGAACCACAUGCAGAGCCUGCGCUUCGAGCACAAACUCUACGCCCAGGUCAAGCAGAAGAUGGAGGAGAUGCAGCAGCACAACAUGUCCUGGAUCGAGGUCCAGUUCCUGAAAAAAGCGGUCGACGUCCUCUGCCAGUGCCGUGCCACGCUCAUGUACACCUAUGUCUUUGCCUUCUACCUCAAAAAGAAUAAUCAGUCCAUUAUCUUUGAGAAUAAUCAAGCAGAUUUGGAGAAUGCUACCGAGGUCCUUUCUGGGUACCUGGAACGAGAUAUAUCUCAAGAUUCACUGCAGGAUAUAAAGCAGAAAGUGCAAGAUAAAUACAGAUACUGCGAGAGUCGACGGAGGGUGUUAUUGCAACAUGUGCAUGAAGGCUAUGAAAAGGACCUGUGGGAAUAUAUUGAGGACUGAAAAGUGGCCUGGAUAAAACGAACUCUUAAAAAAUCUCUUCCCAUCUAGAGUGCUCAUACCAUUAAAACAAAACCCACCCACGCAGACACAGGAAAAAAAAAAAACAAGGGGCCACCCUGCCUAUUAACACCGCUGGUCUAUAGUACCGGAAUUCUGUUUGUUUGUUUUUUUUUUCUCUUUUUGUUAAUGGAAAAAAAAAAUUAAGUAAAUUAUAUUGUAAUAAAAAAAAGGUAGAUAAACCAUUGUACAACAGUAUUCUAGGUGGCCAGUAAGUGUGAUAGGCGCACUAAAAAAAACAAAAAACAGCCCGCCCGACUUUUAACUCGUAAGGUAACUCCCUUCUCCAAGCUGACUUUUUCUCUCUCCUCCUCUGCAUAUGACCGAUGAAAUUUAAAACAGUUUCUUGACACUGCUGUACAUGUCCGGCCAGCCAUUUUGAUGUACUUUGGUAUGAGAUAUU